Eufriesea mexicana is the source of this 1117-nucleotide messenger RNA. RefSeq names its product nuclear inhibitor of protein phosphatase 1 (gene NiPp1). Gene Ontology annotation, molecular function: protein binding. The record is from RefSeq and is a predicted model, not a curated record. Bases 20 to 1117 code for a protein of 365 amino acids. The transcript is spliced from 6 exons. Lineage: Eukaryota; Metazoa; Arthropoda; Insecta; Hymenoptera; Apidae.
CUGGUAUCGCUGACAUCGAAUGUAUUUUUCCUAUUACUUAAUUUUAUAUUUACUUAAUAACAAAGCAAAUUAUUUCAAAGUGGUGAUGGCUAAUCAUUACGAAGUACCCAAUUGGGCUGGGAAACCACCAGUUGGAUUACAUUUAGAUGUAUUAAAAAAUGACAAGUUAAUUCAAAAAUUAAUGGUUGAUGAAAAAAAAUGUUACUUAUUUGGCCGUAAUCAACAAUUAAAUGACUUUUGUAUAGAUCAUGCUUCUUGUUCUCGUGUUCAUGCUGCUCUUGUUUAUCAUAAACAUUUAAAUCGUGCAUUUCUUGUUGAUUUGGGGAGCACACAUGGAACAUUUAUUGGUAAUCUUCGUUUGGAACCACAUAAACCUACACAGUUACCAAUUGAUAGUACAUUUCAUUUUGGAGCAUCUACUCGGUAUUAUAUCAUUAGAGAAAGACCACAAACGGGUACAAGGCCUAUUAUUGAAGAAUUAGAAAAACUAUCAGAAGACACUGAUGCUGGUGGUUUAUUAGGUUUACCUGAAACAGAGACAGAACUCGAUAAUUUAACGGAAUUUAACACUGCACAUAAUAGACGUAUAUCUAUGCUAGGUAUAACAGAUGAUGAAAUUCAUAAACCAACUAGGAAACGGAAGAAGAAAGGAAUUACUUUCAAUGAUGAUGAAGAAGUAAUAAAUCCGGAAGACGUAGAUCCAUCGGUCGGAAGAUUUCGAAAUCUUGUACAAACAACAGUAGUUCCCAGUAAAAGAAUGCGUAUGGAAGGAGGUUUAAUAUCCUUAUCAGAGGAUCAUAACCCUUUAAAACACCUUCAACCUACAACAACUACACCCCAACUUUACCAAGAUUUACCACCGGAACAGUUUACUCCAUCUUCAUUGUCUCUUAAUCCAUUUUCUAGUGCAUUAUCUUCGUUAUCAUCUCGACUCGGUAUUGCGUUACCGAAUCCAGCACCUGAAGUAGAAAUGGCACCCAAUCAAAUACAGACAGAAACACCACACAUACCAGAAAUACCAGGAUCUACCGAUACACGAACAAUGGAACCAAAAAAGAAAAAAUACGCCAAAGAAGCUUGGCCUGGGAAAAAACCUAUUCCAACACUUUUGGUGUAA